This is a messenger RNA of Trematosphaeria pertusa, 1364 nucleotides long. Its product is annotated as 18S rRNA biogenesis protein. Bases 72 to 1286 code for a protein of 404 amino acids. Gene Ontology annotation, biological process: ribosome biogenesis; endonucleolytic cleavage of tricistronic rRNA transcript (SSU-rRNA, 5.8S rRNA, LSU-rRNA). The record is from RefSeq and is a predicted model, not a curated record. Gene Ontology annotation, cellular component: nucleolus. The transcript has a single exon. Lineage: Eukaryota; Fungi; Ascomycota; Dothideomycetes; Pleosporales; Trematosphaeriaceae. Gene Ontology annotation, molecular function: RNA endonuclease activity.
GUUCCGUCCCGCGUCCCGCCCACGGGCUCAUUUCCACACGCUUUGUCCAUUCUGAAGUACUUCUACCCGCGAUGACAGACGAAACGACUCAACCGCUCAUUCAUUUCGAAGGCCACCGCCAUCUAACAACGCGCCUUCUCCUCUCCACACUCACCGGCCGGCCGAUCCGCAUCUCAAAAAUACGUUCCUCGUCGACCAAUCCGGGCCUCACGCGUUACGAAACAAACUUCAUCCGACUCCUCGAUGCCGUAACAAAUGGCGCGCAAAUACAAUUCUCGAUGACGGGGACAACGCUGGUGUAUCGGCCCGGCUUGAUAACAGGGAGUGCGGAGGGCCUAGGUGCUGUGGGCGGCGUCGUGAGACACGAGAUCCCGCGCGAGUGUAGUAGAAGGGGAGUCAGCUGGUGGCUUGUACCGCUGUGUUUGUUGGCUCCGUUCUCGAAAGGGAAUGUCAAUGUGGUGCUACAUGGAGAAGGCUGCGUUACAAGCUCCACGCCGACCGGCGAUGUGAGUGUGGAUACAGUGCGCACGGCGAUACUGCCACUCUAUAAGAACUUUGGGAUUGAUAGGAAUAUUGAGUUAAGAGUACUAAAGAGGAGUUGUUGUCCUGCACCGGGGAAAGGAGCGGGUGGUGAGGUACAGCUAGUGUUUGGGCAUCAGGUGCGGUUGCCGAAGACGCUGCAUCUGCUGAAUCCGGGGCGCGUGAAGAGGAUACGUGGCGUCGCCUACGCUGUCGGGGUUUCCGGUUCGAACAACGCCCGCAUGAUCGAGACUGCAAGAGGGAUUCUAAACAAGUUUGUCCCGGAUACAUACAUCUUCUCUGACGUCUCGCCCACACCGCUCAUCCCGUCGUCGUCGAAAUCGGAUCCUAGUGGCAAAUCUAAAGGGGCAGUAGGCUUUGGUCUAUCCCUUGUUGCCGAAUCUUCAACCAACUGCCUUUACUCUGCGGACGUCGCAUCACCACCUCAAGGCGGAACGACACCUGAAGAUGCUGGCAAGCAGUGCGCAUACCAGCUGCUGGAGAAGAUAAGUCAGGGCGGAUGCGUGGAGGUCACCGCCGUGUCGACGAUGUUGCUACUCAUGGCGAUGGGAACUGAGGAUGUUGGGAGAGUAGUAUUAGGAAGGGAGGUGCUCGGCACUGAGGAGGCUAUUCAGCUUGGGAGAGACUUCAAAGAGUUUGGGUUUGCGGGGUGGGGGUUACGGGAUAAGGGCGAGGAUGCGGAGGGUGAGGUAGUGGUUAGUGUUGUCGGACGCGGAGUUGGGAAUGUGGGAAGGAAGGUUGCUUAGAGGUGACCAGAGCCGGCUAUAGACAGGGCCGAGAAGACCAGAGCAUGAUACCCAUAUAGAAGAAAUCCAUGCAGGGUG